This is a messenger RNA of Centropristis striata (black sea bass), 2759 nucleotides long. It is a transcript of the gene samd8a, whose product is annotated as sterile alpha motif domain containing 8. Gene Ontology annotation, molecular function: sphingomyelin synthase activity; ceramide cholinephosphotransferase activity; protein binding. Lineage: Eukaryota; Metazoa; Chordata; Actinopteri; Perciformes; Serranidae. Gene Ontology annotation, biological process: ceramide biosynthetic process. The transcript has 6 exons. The coding region runs from base 324 to 1616 and encodes 430 amino acids. The record is from RefSeq and is a predicted model, not a curated record. Gene Ontology annotation, cellular component: Golgi membrane; endoplasmic reticulum membrane.
GUGAUUUAAUGGCUCAGAGUAGAUCUGGUGCUGAAAUGUAGCAGUGUGCUGUUGUUUUGUGGUGCUGUGGUGAACAGACUAUGAGCCCUUUGUCAAAUUGUGACUCUCUCUCACACACACUGAAGGGCUUUCUCCCUCACAACUGUGUGUCACUGCUCACUGUGACUCACUGUAAGCCAGCCAAACAAGCUGACAUGGCACUUAUGAAUCCCCAAGUAAAGCCUCGGGCAGAGAAGCCGCAGGAUGUUGCCAGUAAAAUCUAGAGGCCAGUUAAAAAUAACUUAUUUCUCUCUGAGGGAACGGAGUAGCAGCUACACAGUGGCAUGGCCGCAUCAGAGGACAGUGUGAGCGCCUGGAGCUGUAAGCACGUGGCCCAGUGGCUGCAGGAAGAAGGUUUCGGGGAGUAUGUGGAGUUACUUUGCACCCAGCACCGCCUGGACGGCCUCAGCCUGCUGGCUCUGACUGAGGCCGACCUGCGGGGGCCUCCGCUGGGCCUCACUGUGCUGGGAGACAUCAAGCGGCUAACCAUAGCUCUUCGCCGGCUCCAGAGACAGAACCGGGCUCAGCUGGAGGAGCUGGGUCUCCAGUCUACACAGAGUCUCCCUGCUGGCCUCUCCGCCGGUGCCGCAGGGGCUGAGUGGAGCUGUGAUGGAGCUGACAGGAGGUAUAAUGGAGGUGAUCGUUUGUGUAAUGGGACUGAGCUGAGGUUGAGGAGCGGUGACAGAUCUGGAUACAGUUCAGGAGCUGCGUUGUGUCAUACGCACUCUAACGGGAGGUGCAGGCAACAGCUGGCUGGCAGGUUGGACCCAGAGGUGUGGAAGACGAUCAUGAGUUGUGUGUAUGUCUUUCUCGUGUUUGGAUUCACAUCUUUUGUCAUGGUCAUCGUGCAUGAGCGUGUCCCGGACAUGAGGACGUACCCACCGCUGCCUGACAUAUUCCUGGACAGUGUUCCCAGAAUCCCUUGGGCUUUUGCAAUGGCCGAAGCCUGUGGCCUCAUCCUGUGCUACAUGUUUCUGUUGAUCCUGCUCCUCCACAAACACAGGUCAAUUCUCUUCAGACGGCUGUGUUCCUUGAUGGGAACUGUGUUUUUGCUUCGUUGUUGCACCAUGUUUGUCACCUCGCUCUCCGUGCCUGGUCAGCACCUAAAGUGUGCCAGCAAGACAUAUGGUGACGCCUGGGGGAAGAUAGAGAGGGCGCUACUGAUCUGGAGUGGAUUUGGGAUGACUCUGACUGGCGUCCAAACGUGUGGAGACUACAUGUUCAGUGGACACACUGUUGUCAUCACGUUGCUCAACUUUUUUGUGACUGAAUACACUCCACGAACCUGGAAUAUGAUUCACACCAUCUCCUGGGUGUUAAACCUGUUUGGGAUUUUCUUCAUCCUGGCGGCUCAUGAGCACUACUCCAUCGACGUGUUCAUCGCCUUCUACAUCACCACCCGCCUCUUCCUCUACUACCACACGUUAGCCAACACCCGUGCCUAUCAGCACAGCCGGAGGGCUCGCAUUUGGUUCCCUAUGUUCUCCUUCUUUGAGUGCAAUGUGAACGGACCUGUCCCCAACCAGUAUCACUGGCCCUUCGACAAACCUGCCUUCAUGAAAACUCUGAUUGGAUAGAGUGUGCUUUCAGAGAUAAGCAGCUGCAAAGUGCAUGGACUCUGGAUGAGGAACUUUUUACUUGAGAUGCUGCUUCUUGUCUUUGGACGGUUAUGAGUUUGUCAUGUGCAAGUUUUUCCCCUAUCCGUAUAAAUGUACGAUUUUUAUUUUGUCAACUAAUCCAAUGCUUUAAGGAAUAGUUUUACAUUUUGGAAAUAUGCUAAUUUAGUUUCUUGCCAAACGUUAGAUAAUAAUGCAAAAAAGUGUAUUUCCUAAAAUUUUGAACAAUUCCUUUAAAUUUUAUUGCACAGUGCAGCCAAGUAAAACAAAGAAAUGUGGUUUAUUAUGGCGCCGAACAACUGCAGGUACGGAUAACUUUCUUUCAGAUUUAUGUGCCUUUGAUUAAUCACUUUUAUCGUUCAUGUUCCACUUUGGUUUUAUUUAAGAUUCACUGGUGGUUUGCAUGUUUAGUCUCACUCCACAUCUGCAGGAGAACUUUAGAGGUUUCACACAGCUGUGGUGCAGGUUGAUACUGUAGUCGUCACUUUCUCUGGAGUUGUCAUGGUCACAGUUUACAUGUUGUUUUGCUGCAAAGAGAUUUGACACCUGUUUGGUAACUUCUACCAAAGGAGCAAUUGUUUCUUUUGAUGAGCAACAGGAAAAAACAGUUCCUGUUCUCUUCUGAAAGAGAUAUGUUUCAGUCAUUGUUUGUUUUUGUCAUUGACACUUUAUACAUUGAACUCUACAGCUUUGUCGUAUAUUUGAUGUCACAGUUGGGAUAGUGGAGCUUCCUACAUUCACAGUUAAACCAAAUAUCUGAACAUUUAUUGUAAUGUUCAAUUUGCCAAUCAGCCCUUAGAAUAAUUAUUUCUUUUUUCUAAUUUGGUGCUGUGUUUCAUUUUGUUUUUUUAAAGAUUUUGAAUUAUGUAAUGAGUAUAGAAAUGUAUGAGGAUGAAUUUUGUUAAAGCUUUAUUGUCCAGAGUUUUCCUCUGUUGCACAGUACAAAGACUGGCGUUAUGGAUAUAAAAGUAUAUUGUUUACUACAUCAUUGUUGAUCCAAAGUAUGUCUCUUUAAUAAUUGUUUACAAUUUGUCGCUUUAUUUGCAAUGCAAGUAAUCUAUCUCUGCCUUUUGGCUCAGCAAUAAAAGUUUACAGAUAAGCAAU